CGGCCAGUCAGCGGCAGAUCAUUGAGAGUAGUGGACGUGUCGAUGGUUCUGUAAUCGCGUAUUAACUUUCGUGAAAAAAAUACUUUCGAACUUUUUUUUUUUCGUUUACGGAAACUACAUAAUCAGUGCUGUGCCCGAUUUACAGAAGAUAUUUCAGUGUUUCUAGCUUUUGUAAAGGAGCUGUGUAAAGUUUUGUGCAUAUUGGAAUGUUGCUAAGUUGUGUAGUGUUUUGUUGGAGUUAGAUUGCGGAUUUUUCGUGAGAUAAAGUGAAAAACGUUCAGUGGAAGCAAAAGUGUGUGUGUUGUGAUAAGAUGAUGUACUAGUUCAUAAUGUUGCCACGGUGGCGCUGCGGUCGCAUCACGUGACAUUCGGAUCCAAAGAUGGCGGAGACCAGUCCCGCCACUUCUAUCAUAGAGGGCACCGUGAAAUUUCGCGAUGGAAAAAAGUGGAAAUCGCGAUGGUGUGUCAUGCGGAAGCUGUCUCCCGUAGCAGAUUGCGUUCACCUACAGCUGUACAAGGACCUAAAAGAGAGACAGAAGAACGGGCAGACUAAGGCUUCAUUAUCCUUGCAGCAGUUUCUUGGAUUUGAGUCAGGGUUCACGUUGGACAAGGAAUCGAAUACCUUGGCGAUAUUGUGCGAAGACGUCGUCCCAGUAUUAGCUUUCGAUACUAGAGAGGGAUUAAUACAAUGGAGGGUUAAGGUGCAGCACAAUCUUGGCAGCAGUAAAGAGUUUGCCGCGAUCCUGAUAUCAUCGCCGCAGACGAACACCCGCGCCGGGCCGGUUCGCCUGCACGUCUGUGGCCCUAAGCUCGCUCUUUGCGGCUCGCGUCCGCCCGAAGUGCUGGCCCUCUGGGACGUAAAACUGCUCAGACGUUACGGCGUCGUCGACAAGCGGUUCUGUGUGGAAGGCGGCUCGCGUUGCGGUAAAGGCGAGGGUCUAUUUGUGUUUGCCGCCGAAGCAGGACGCGAGCUGACGGAACUCCUCAACAUUUACAGUCACGACGCCCAAUCUAGACUCAGCAUGGCUUCUAGAAGUGGAUCAGUUUCAGAAAAGCGUUUCUCCGACACGAGCUCGUGCAUGGACGAGUGCUUCCACCCGUCGAUGAGGUCGGUGUCGCCGUCGUGGGCGGGGCCGGCCAGCCAGACCAUGCACUGCCUGUCCGACCUGGACUCGAGCGUGGACGGCAACGAGGAGAAGUUCAGAAGGCCCACGUCCUUGCCGCGCUGCUCGAGUUGCAUCGGGAAAAUCUGUCAUUUGACCAGAUCAUCAACGAUGUGCACACCAGGCUCCGUCAUGUCUCCAGUAUGGACCAUGGACAACAUUAUGGAGAAGCGUUCGGAUUCGGACAGAGCCUCGAUUUACUCCAGAUCCAGUGGGAGCGCUUCUGAAUACAGCGUGCCGCGGGGCUCCUGCAUCCUGGACAAGAGCUUCGACUCCAAGCGGUCCAGUCCCGUGGGAUGCUGCACGCCCACAAUCCCCGCCAAGGUCGGCUGUCAGUGCUGGCAACAGAAACCCUGUUGCUGCAAGAAGAGGGUCUUCAGUGGACCUUACGAGAACUACGACGUGCCAAAAAUUCCUAUGCCAUUGAUACAGGAGCACCCGUCCGACGGCUCCGACCCCGCCAGUCUGUACGACACACCAAAGAAACUGAAAUGUCUCGUCGGGGGCCCGUGCGGCUGCGGACCAGGCGCCGACCCACCCGCCAACUACGUCAACAUCGAACCAGCCAAACCCGAACCCGUCGACUACGGGAACUACGCCAACGUCGACCUCAGCGCGACCCUCGAAAAAUUCGAAAGCUCCAUACAGAUCCUGAGAAGCGCGGGCUUCAGUCAGGAGGAGCUCGACGCUCUCGAGGACAUACCGGAGAACGACGACGAUAUAUCGACGGCGACGAACAACACGGUGCACCAGACGGAGUACGGCAACGACCACGACGACUACAUGCAAAUGGAGCCGGCAGAGAACAGCUCCUCCAGCCACAGCAACAAGAACUACUCGGACAACGUGAGCAGGACCAGCCACGUGUCGGACCCCACGCACUCCGACCGGGACCCCACGCACUCCGACCCGGACCCCACGCUGGGCGCGCGCCGGUCCAACUCCGUGGACUUCACGAAGAAACACGACGAGGACCGCCUCAGCAGCCGCUCGUGCUUCACGCCGAUCGCGCUCAGGAGGACCUGUAAAACUGAUAACAUGAACGGCGGCUUGCAAUACAAGACCUUAGAGAUCGUCGAGUCCAAAGACAGGCUGUUCAAGGGAUCAGAGUCCAGGACGGAGAAUACGCUCGUGGCUAAGUUCAGAGACGCGGUGAAGAUAAGACGGUCCUCCAGCGUGCCCAGCAAGUCCGACAAGAACAGGGACUCGUCCAGCUCCAACGACUCCGGCGUGUCCACCGGCUCCCUGAAGCACCACAAAGGUGAUUUUGAAUUCGAAACGCCGGUGACCAACUCCAAGUCCGUGAAGAAGCAUCUGAAGAGUAAGCAGACGCGGAGGGGCCCUGCCCCGGCGCAGGAGACGAUUGUCAAGUCCAACUCCUCGGACCCGCUCAAGAACCUAACGUUCCAGUUCGACGAGGUCGCCACCCUGACCAGGGCUGGCUCGUGCGACGCCGACACUCUGACCAGGAGGAAGAAGAGGAACGCGGAGGGCGACGCCAGCGCGCGCCACAGCCAGCUCACCAACAAGAGCACGUCCAGCGGCGCCUCCGACACCUCGGACUACAUGGAGUCGCUGUCCGUCUCCUCGUUCAGCUCGUGCGACGCCGCCGCCGAGAGGCACUGCGCCCGGCCCCGCUCCGGACGCGAGUACGCCAGCGCCGGCCGCGCCGCACUGGCCGCGCUCGCCGCCGCCCCCGCCGACACGCUCCAGUGAGUGAGUGCUCAUAACAUUAUCGGGUGGACGAUCCCAUUCGAAAUUUUGAAACAGUCCGACUGGGAAUGAGCGUCCGACUCAUCAAAAUGUUAAUGUAUCAACCCGCCGCACUCGUCGCCGCACUCGCCGCCGCGCCCGCCGACACGCUCCAGUGAGUGAGUGUUCAUAACAUUAUAUCGGGUGGACGGUCCCAUUCGAGAUUAUGAAAACAGUUCGAUUGGGAAUGAGCGUCUGACUCAUCAAAAUGUUAAUGUAUCAACCCGCCGCGCAAGCCGCCGCGCCCGCCGACACACUCCAGUGAGGAGUGUUCAUAAAAUUAUCGGUCCAACUCGCAAUUUUGAAAACAAUCCGACUUUAAAAGGUGAGGUUGGUUAGUGGGAUCCGCGUUAUGUGCAGGAUGAACCUUAUGUUUAUGAUGUACCGUAGAUUGAGGGGAUCGGGACCCUUUCCAAAUCCAACACAAAAUUUCAAUGGAUUUUCUUAGGGUAAUACCAAUAAAAUUGAGAUUAAAAUUAUUCCGGAGUCUUAAAUUUUUAUAUACAAUUUUCAUAGUUAUUGUACAUCGUUCAUUACUAAAUAUACAUAAAAACUGAAAAAAACCAGCUUAACCCGAUUCGCCUUGGCUUUGGGGUGAAUCGGUUACGUAUGGGGACAAUAGAGUUUUUCAAUAGGGCUGGCACUAUUUAGUUGUCAGGUAGGUACCUAACUUUAGAUAAUUAACUUUUUAAUAUCUUUAAUGAGUUACAAACCUUUGAUGACUAAAUUAAACUAUUUGAUAUUCUUAAACACUAAAUAAAUUUCAGUUCAACAAAGUAAAAUCUAACAACUCCACAAAAGUAUUGUGACAUCCCAGAUUUGUCCCUGUUCUAACUCUAGUCUCUAUCCCCCCAAUCUACUGUGAUAGGUAAAAAUUAGCUAUGUCGAUCCAACGUUGGAUCGAUAAUAGCCCUACGUCUGGCAUUACGGGGUACGUAUGAAACAAGAAAUUCACAUCUCCACCCCGGAUAUCGAAUAUCUGAAGAAAUCAGACUGGCCGGGUCGAACCCGGAUCCUAAGGUCCAUGGGCCAACAUCACUACCAGCUGGACCAAUGGAGCGACGACCAAAAAAAUAUCCAAGUUGAAAAUACAUUCUAAUCAUUGGAUUUGUUUACGAUAAUCUAUAAAACGCUUUAUCCGAAAUAACCUAAUAAGUGGUCGGAUUACAAAAACGAAAAAAUAAGUACAUACAUAAUCUGUGUAUUUUUUAGUUAAAUUAUGAAUAUCUUAAAAACAAACAAAAAAAACUGCCCGCCAUUGCCAGUUAGUUUUAAAAGAAUUAAAAAGAGAACAUGAAAUUUAAAAGUAUAAAAUCAAAAUAUUUUUUGAAAUACAUUAUGGUAUGUACAUUUAGUUCAUUUAUUGAAUUAGAAGAAACAGAUACCAAUACUGUUUUAAUAAUUUAGAAAUCUUAAUUAUUAUUAUUUUUUUAGCGCACGAAAUGUUUGAGAAUGUUCCAUUUCAAUAAGGUUUUGAUAAAAAAAACAAAUGUACUAUAAUAAUCUAACGCCGCGUUCUUAUUAUUAUAUAUGUGUGUUAAUGAUAAAAUCGCAUGCUGUCAUUUACAGAUAAAUAAAUUAAUAUUUUGUAAUAAAAGACACUUUUUUUAUCGAACUUUAUAAAACAUAUAUUUUUUUUAAUAUUUAAGUCAUUUAACCGUGUAAAUAAAUGUAAAUAAAAUGCAAAUCAAGUUACAUAUAAUUGUUCCUAUGUACCUAUAUUUAGAUGUUAUAAGUUGUAUUUACUUAGUCGUGUAGUAGCGUGCCAAAAAAUAGAUGGCUAUUUAAGGUUUUGGGUACUUUGAAAAUUUUUAUAUGAAAGGAUUUUCAAAACGGUUUUGCGUUUACAAAUAUACAGGAUUUAUAUAAAUUUAUAUAAACUGUAGGACUCAUUUAUAAAUGAUGUUCAAAAAUAUGUAUUCAUUUACUGUAAAUUCUACAUAAUAUAUUAAUUUCUAAGGGUUUCUUCGUAGUUGGCCGUUUUGGGUACUUAAAAUUAAUUUGUGCCUUUGAAUAUUAAUAUUUUUCAUUUAUUUUUCGUUACCUUAAUAUUGUGUAAUUUUAUGGUUGAAUAAAUGAAAGAUGUCAAUAA
This is a messenger RNA of Bombyx mori (domestic silkworm), 5007 nucleotides long. RefSeq names its product protein Dok-7. The coding region runs from base 381 to 2879 and encodes 832 amino acids. Gene Ontology annotation, molecular function: protein kinase binding. Lineage: Eukaryota; Metazoa; Arthropoda; Insecta; Lepidoptera; Bombycidae. Gene Ontology annotation, biological process: positive regulation of protein tyrosine kinase activity; neuromuscular junction development. The record is from RefSeq and is a predicted model, not a curated record. The transcript is spliced from 11 exons.